Athene cunicularia (burrowing owl) is the source of this 744-nucleotide messenger RNA. RefSeq names its product interleukin 6 (gene IL6). Lineage: Eukaryota; Metazoa; Chordata; Aves; Strigiformes; Strigidae. Gene Ontology annotation, biological process: positive regulation of cell population proliferation; T-helper 17 cell lineage commitment; immune response. The record is from RefSeq and is a predicted model, not a curated record. Gene Ontology annotation, molecular function: cytokine activity; growth factor activity; interleukin-6 receptor binding. The transcript has 3 exons. Bases 110 to 562 code for a protein of 150 amino acids. Gene Ontology annotation, cellular component: extracellular region.
CACACUGGCGCCCGGCCGGGGGGCUCGCACACACUCGACGCUCACCCCCAGCCCAGGGGGGGCUGCCUCCGGCCAAGGUGCGACGAAACCUCUCGGUGUCUCUCCCCAGAUGUGCGAGAAGUUUACCAUCUGCGGGAACAGCAUGGAGAUGCUCGUCCAGAACAAUCUCAAUCUCCCCAAGGUGACGGAGGAAGAUGGGUGCAUGCUCGCCGGCUUCGAUGAGGAUAAAUGCUUGAAGAAAAUCUCAAGCGGACUUUAUACGUUUCAGACAUACCUUGAAUACAUACAAGAAACUUUUACUAGUGAAAAGCAAAAUGUUGAAUCGCUAUGUUAUAGUACAGAGCACCUGGCACAUACCAUAAGGCAGAUGGUGAUCAAUCCCGAUGAAGUGACCAUCCCUGACUCAGCUACCCAGCAAUCCCUCCGCACAAAGCUGAAGUCCGAUAAGACCUGGAUAGAGAAAAUCACCACCCACCUCAUCCUCCGAGACUUUACUUCAUUUAUGGAGAAAACUGUGAGGGCUGUUCGCUAUUUGAAAAACACCAGGAGUUUCAGUGUCUGAAUGUUUUAAUUCAGGCACAAUCCUUUGUUACAAAUCUGUCAUGUGGCAGAUGACAGUGUUGUUCUGUUUUAAGAACCAGAAAUAGUAACAAUGGCUUGCAUUUAUAUACAUUCUCAUUUCCUUCUAGGAACAUAUUUAUUGUAUUUAAAAUAUUUAUUAGUUAUUUAUAUUUGUUAUUUCGA